Molecule: messenger RNA, 2423 nt
Organism: Ilyonectria robusta
Lineage: Eukaryota; Fungi; Ascomycota; Sordariomycetes; Hypocreales; Nectriaceae
Product: fungal-specific transcription factor domain-containing protein
Exons: 6
Coding region: 186-2423 (745 amino acids)
Biological process (GO): DNA-templated transcription; positive regulation of transcription by RNA polymerase II
Molecular function (GO): DNA-binding transcription factor activity, RNA polymerase II-specific; zinc ion binding; sequence-specific DNA binding
Source: RefSeq, a predicted model, not a curated record
UACCAAGAUGCCUCCAGUGGGGUUUGGGGAAUAUCAGUAUAUCAGAGGAUUGCACAUAUCCGAUCUCAAUCCAACCUCCAAUUCCAAAAACAGUUAGAAACCUGGACUCAAUUAUAAAGAGGACCUGCCCCAAAUCCUCACAGCCGAAGCCAUGCAUCCCUCUCGUCUCAAUAGUAACAGUCAACAUGUCACAAGUGCAGGCAAAUGUCGUGCUAAACCAACCCAGUCUGGCUGGAUCAAAGAAACGAACUCGGUCGGUCGAGCAAAGCAACUCUGCUUCAACAACCCUCAGUAGCAUCGCGUGUAAAAGGUGUCGUCAGCGAAAGGUCAAGUGUGAUGGGGAGUAUCCGUAUUGUUCUGGAUGCGUAAAAGCAGACGUCGUUUGCAUCAUCGCAGAUGGGUCCGCUUCACGAGACUACACGCGAGAAGAAGUGCACCAUCUUGAAGAAAAACUCCAGGCCCUUGAAAAGCUGUUGUCAUCUACCAGGGUGUCCGACAGCGAUGUCCGCAGCAUACCCAGCUCAGUAGGAAAUAGGCACACCAGGACCCUCGCUGUCCAGUCGUCGGGUGCAAAUAAAAGCAAUAGGCUUCUUCACCCGACGCUAGAACACCUGAGAAUGCGAUCCCAAAUAUCAUUCAACAAGCUCCUCAAUCCCCAGUUGCCACCUUCAUCCAUCUUUUACCACUCCCCACACCGGAUUCCCUCGAAUGAUGCUGCACUAACUGCAAUUGGCGAAUACUUUCUUGAGUUCCACGUGGCUCAUCCAUUCUUGGAUCGAAACCAAAUCCUAUCCACACUCUCAUGUCAACCAGGCCCAUCCUCUACUCUAGCCAGACCGGAAAAACAGCGUCUGUUUAAACUCAAUAUGGUAUUGGCCAUUGGCAGUAUCAAAUCCUUUCGGAGCGGUUUGAGCGACCUUCACCCAUUUGGGUUUUUCACGGCAGCUUUAGAAGCUUGCCCCCCGUCGGAGUCUUCAUUCGACUCAAUCGAGGACAUAGAGAUGUUGUUGCUUAUUGCGUGGUUUGGAGUUUAUUACAAUAUUGGUUGUUCUAUUUGGGAGCUGGGACGGCUUUGUGUCCGAAUAGCCAUCGAGCUGGAACUUCAUCGGAUUCGUCCAGCAACUCGAACAAUCUCCUUAGCGGGUGCUCAAAGGCGCCGUAUUGUUUUCUGGGAAUCUUACGUACUGGAUCGAUUCUCAUCAUCCAUACUUGGCCGCCCCUUCGCGAUCGAUGAUUCGUCUAUACACAUAGAACUUCCGAUGCAACAUCUGGACACGUCGGCAUGUGUUGGCUCCAGUCUGGCAGUUUUCAAUACGCUGGCCAUGUUAGGCCAGUUGAGGUCCAGGAUCCACUGUUCCAUUCACCACAAGAACAAUGCAAUGGACACCCCAGCCGCAGCUACUAAUCCCAUCUCAGAGCGAAAUGCAAACAUCGCCAAAGUGUACCUUCAGGUCCGAACCUUUACGACUGAAUUACAGGCGUGGCGUCUAAGCGCCCCGUUCUUCGACCAGCCGUCAUGUUUGUUCGAGACCCAAGGCUACUUUGACCUGUCAUAUCAAGAAACUCGCCUCUGGCUGAUCCGAGCUGCAUUAGACAGCUUGGUACCAUCCUCGACCCCCCCUAGUGGUCUUUUACGAGCUUGUCUACAGUCAGCCUACAACGUCGUUGCUACUUUUGAAGGGUUGCGAAAGAAGGGCCUCGUCACUUUUACUCGAUCAUACGCGCAUGGCAUUUUCAUUGCGGGCUUGGUAAUCGGAAUUAUCACCAAGACCCAGCUUCAUCAACAUAAAGAGAGAAAUGAGCAUGCAUCCAUGGUUGAUGUUGAUGAGUGGUUUGCAGAUCUCGAGGACGACUCUUACAAACCCACGUUAGACGACGCGUUAGAAUCUCUUCGUGUUUCGGGCGAGCUUUUACACUGGUUUGCGGAGCAGAUGCCGGAUGUUGAUAUUUAUUCUCAGUCAUUCGAAGCACUAAGGCAUGAGAUUCGGAAAUCCAACACCGAUACAUAUGAAGGGCAGCCGAGGUCACCGAAAGAAAGGCCGGAAGGUCUCUCGACACAGCAUCUACAAGGAACACACGAGGGCGGCGGAGGACAACCGGAUUUACCCAGUUCGCAUCAAACUAAUCACCAUUCGAUGAACAUUGCUGGUGUUCAAGACCUUGCCCAGGCGGGGCGCUCGGGUCCUGAAAGUUGGUCGUUAUUUGAUCCAGGGGUGAACAUGAACGAGCUAUUUUCAGAACCAUUUCAUGAAGAGCGCCUACAGGUUGCUGGAAAUGACGCACAUACUCUUCAGGCCAUGUCAUGGCCGUUUUCGUCAGUAGUUGGGAUAGAGGGCCUCGACUGCGGGAUCUCAGAGUACAUUUGGGACAUGAUACCGCCAUGGCAAGAUUCCCCGUCUGCAUCGAUGGAUAGCCACCACUAA